Baudoinia panamericana UAMH 10762 is the source of this 660-nucleotide messenger RNA. RefSeq lists its product as uncharacterized. The record is from RefSeq and is a predicted model, not a curated record. Lineage: Eukaryota; Fungi; Ascomycota; Dothideomycetes; Mycosphaerellales; Teratosphaeriaceae. The transcript has a single exon. Gene Ontology annotation, cellular component: GINS complex. Bases 1 to 660 code for a protein of 219 amino acids. Gene Ontology annotation, biological process: DNA strand elongation involved in mitotic DNA replication; DNA replication.
AUGUACGCCGAGCAGGCGAACAAGCUGGUGUUGGAUGCCAAACGCAUCCAAAGCCUGCCUCACCUGCCGCCAUACGCCUCAACAACAGUCCGUGCUGUCGCCAAGGAAGUGCGAGAUCUGGACCGUGAAGUGAGCAAUCUGCUCGCACCGUACAGUACGCAGGCGACUCAAGCAAGUGAUGGUACCCAAAUCAAAUCAAGCUUCAAUCCUGCAGAUGAUCCCUCGACAGCCUGUGCGCUUCUGGUGAAUCAUUUGAGCAUGCGAAGGAAUAAGCGCUGUCUGCUUGCCUACCACCGCACCAGGACCGACAAGCUGGAAGAGAUGUGCUGGUCUGGCCUUGAUAUCUCGGACCUACAGGCUUCGUCUACUACACGCGGUCAAGAUGCCGCUACCAGCAGUCUCAGUGCGGAGGAGGAGCAGUACAUGCAUCAGUACAGCGACCUCCUUGCCGCCUACAAAGGGCAAUGGACCGACAUCGACCUUACAGGAAGUCUGGAGCCGCCCCGAGACAUCUUUAUCGACGUGCGCGUGCUCAAGGACGCGGGCGAAAUCCAGACAGAGUACGGCAGUAUUACACUCACAAAGAACAGCCAGUUCUAUGUCAGGCAGGCUGAUGUGGAGCGAUUGAUACAGCAAGGCUACUUGCAGAAAUUGAGCUAA